AUGGCGAUGGAGCCGGCGGUGAAGGUGGCGCUGGGGACGGCGGCGUUCGGCAUCUUCUGGGUGCUGGCCGUGUUCCCGGCGGUGCCCUUCCUGCCCAUCGGCCGCACGGCGGGGUCGCUGCUGGGGGCCAUGCUCAUGGUGCUCCUCAACGUCAUCACCGCCGACGAGGCCUACGCCGCCGUCGACCUGCCCAUCCUCGGCCUCCUCUUCGGCACCAUGGUCGUCAGCGUCUACCUCGAGCGCGCCGACAUGUUCCGCCACCUGGGACGCGCGCUCUCGUGGCGCAGCCAGGGCGGCAAGGACCUCCUCCUCCGCACCUGCGCCGUCUCCGCGCUCGCGUCGGCGCUCUUCACCAACGACACCUGCUGCGUCGUGCUCACCGAGUUCAUCCUCAAGAUCGCCCGCCAGAACAACCUCCCGCCCAAGCCGUUCUUGCUCGCGCUCGCCUCGUCGGCGAAUAUCGGCUCCGCCGCCACCCCCAUCGGCAACCCGCAGAACCUCGUCAUCGCCGUGCAGAGCGGCAUCUCCUUCGGCGACUUCGUCUUCGGCAUCCUGCCGGCCACCCUCGUCGGCGUCGUCGUCAACGCCGCCAUCCUGCUCUGCCUCUACUGGCGGGAGCUGUCCGACGAGAAGUGCGUCGACGUGUCCCACGACGCGCUCCCCGCCGAGGUCGUCGAGGAGGACGACGUCACCUCGCACCGCUUCUCGCCGGCCACCAUGUCGCACCCGCGCCGCGGCCGCCUCCCGGACGGCUCUGUUCUUCCCGACGCGGCCGGCUGCGAGGUGCACUGCUCAUGCGAGCCGGUGAAGCCUGGCUCCGUCAACGGCGACGCCAAGGCGGCGCCCGACGGCGUCGGGAUCCACCAGAGGCGUGGCUCUGCCGCCAGAGUGACGACCAAGGAGGAGGAUGAGUACUGCUGCUUCAACUCGACGGAGGAGAAGGAGGCGGCCAUGGACGAGGAGUGGAAGAACAGGCUGUGGAAGACGUGCGUGUACGCCAUCACCUUCGGCAUGCUCGUGGCGCUGCUGCUGGGGCUCAACAUGUCCUGGAGCGCCAUUACCGCCGCCCUGGCGCUCAUCGUGCUCGACUUCAAGGACGCCCGCCCCUGCCUCGAGAAGGUCUCCUACCCACUGCUGCUCUUCUUCUGUGGGAUGUUCAUCACCGUGGAUGGCUUCAACAAGACCGGCAUUCCGAGCACCUUCUGGGAGUUCAUGGAGCCCUACGCGCGGAUCGACACGCCGACCGGGGUGGUCAUCCUCGCCCUGGUCAUCCUUCUCCUCUCCAAUGUCGCGUCAAAUGUCCCGACCGUCCUGCUGCUCGGCGCACGGGUGGCGGCCUCAGCGGCGGCGAUCUCCCCCGGUCGGCGGCGAACCUCAUCGUGUGCGAGCAGGCGCGUCGGUCCCAGCAGUUCGGGUAUACCCUCUCCUUCUUCAGCCACCUCCAGUUCGGCUUCCCGGCGACGCUCAUCGUCACCGGCAUCGGCCUGCUGCUCAUCAAGAGCAACUGAACAGAGUCCUCAUGAUUAUCAAUACAACAGCAGAAGAAGAAGACAUGAUUCAUAUGGAUAUAUAGGCAUGUAA
Messenger RNA from Triticum turgidum subsp. durum (durum wheat), 1581 nucleotides. NCBI's taxonomy places the organism in Eukaryota, Viridiplantae, Streptophyta, Magnoliopsida, Poales, Poaceae. The record is from the annotation of a GenBank genome assembly.